UAUAUAACAAAAUCCACCCCCAAUUUCACUCAUUCAUUGAUUCUUCACUCCAUUCACUUCACACGAUCAUAAUCAUCGUCACAUUCUCAGAUCCAAAAUCAUGAGAAAUUCCUCUGAGAUAGCGUCUCCAUCUUCAAACAAAAUCAGAUCGAAGAAACCCAUUCUUCGAAGCUCAAAAUCCCAAUCCAAAGAUUCAUAUGAACUAAGCACAAAGACUCCUGAGAAGCCAUCACAGCGCACGCGCAACCGUGGCGUCGCUCUCUCUUUAUCGGAUAUUCGAAAAGUCGCUAAGGGUUUGCAAGAUCAGAAACAAAGCCAUGAAACGACGUCGUUUUCAAAGGCUAAAACCGCUAGAAGGCAAAUCGAAAUGGCUUCUCCGCGUAAAACAAACAUUUCUGUUGAUGAAUCGUUAAAGCUCCCCAAAAAGUAUGAGAAUUUGGGCGAGUUUUUUGAUAGUUUGGAUAGUUCCAUCCGAUUGUUGCGAUUAAAAGGAUCAAUGACGUCGUUCACUAAUAUCAGACCCAAGAUCGAAACUUUAACUGACAGGAGGUUUACACACAGUCAUUUGGCUCAGUUGAAAUUUAUCUUACCUGAAGCAAUUGAUAUUAAGAAAUUAUUAGUGUUUGACGAACGAACAAGUUGUAUGAAGCCAGAUCUUCAUGUUUCUGUAAACCCUGAUGCGGUAGUGUUUGACGCUGAGUUGAAACCGGAAUGUGGGAGUAUGUCUUUGAGGAAGUUAUUUCGUGUACGGCUUAAAGAUUUUUGGGAAUCUCAUCCAGAGGGAGAUGAAAUUCCGGAGGAAAUGCUGCCUGAGCCAUUCAGUCGCCCAAAACAAGAUCCUAUUUUGCACGUGUUGAAAACUCCCUUCUCCUCAUUAUCUGCAGUGACAUUAUCUGAUCCAUGUGUUGCUCAUCCUCCAACAAUGUUGUCAACGAGCCCACAUAAUAGUGACACUGCAUAUAAUAUGUCUAUGCCUAUUGACCAGCAGCCAGCUGUUGCUUCUCAUAUGUCUCAAUCUUUUAGCAGACGGUUUUCUCAGAGAGUAAAGCAAAAUUCCUGCCAAUCUUUAUCUGUGCUGGUUUCAGAGUCAAGCUUGAAGAUUAAUUCUACUUCUGAAGUCACUGAAUCCAAUCCUAAUACAUCCCCAUCUGAGUUGGUUUUAGAAGCAUCCAGUAGUGAAACAUGUCCUACAAUUCACACUUCUUCUAAAUGCUUGACACCAUCCCGUGUUACACCAGCUACACCCAGCAAAUCCAUUGAGUAUAUUGAGAGCAAAGAUGGAUCUGUCAAAAGCAUUGAUGCCAUGUCAACUCCAUCUAAAUUUGUCUCUACUCCAUCUAAAUUUGUCUCUACUCCAUCCAGGCUGAUGUCAGCAACACCUGCAUUAAAGCCACCUAAAAGGCAUAUUAUGAGUCCUGAUGACAACUCUACCAGCUCCCCAAACAAGUUGGUUAAGCGCCCACAUCGGUCAAGGUCAUUGAAAUUCGACACUCCAGUGAAAAAUGAAAAUGAUGCCAGUGGCUUGUCAAUUAAUGACGACAUUUUUGAUAUCCUCCCAGAUAAUCUUCUCCAUUCGAUAAGGGAGAAAGAACGAAUAGCAAUGGAGGAAAGGGAUCCAGCUAUCUCACAAGCUAAGAAACGGAAAAAAAUUAUUGCCAGCCUCCCUAAGCUCUUUAACAUGAUUCACAUGUUGUUUCAUUCAAGAAACCGAUCUGUUAUCACAAAAAGGGAGCUGUUAAGCGAGAUAAUCUCAAGCCACUGUGACAUCGUUGAUAGAAGCGAAGUUGAAGAACAGUUGCAUUUAUUGCUAGAAUUAGUGCCCGAAUGGAUUUCUGAGAAGUCAGCCUCCAGUGGAGAUAUGCUAGUGUGUGUAAAUAAAACGUUGAACCUCGAAUCCUUAAGAGCAUCACUUGAAGAAGCAAAAUGAGCAAGCAGAGGAGAGCAUUGGAACCAAGAAGUAUACCCUUAAGAGCAUCACUUGAAGAAGCAAAAUGAGCAAGCAGACGAGAGCAUUGGAACCAAGAACUAUCCGGUCCUUUUCUUUUGGACUGCUUGUAAAUGUUCAAUCAAUUUUCUAUUGCCAUUGCUUGGAGUUGGUUCAAUCUAUUUUUUGAUUGGUCUAUAUUUUGGAGAGGUAAAUUGGUGGAUCAACUCAUCUUUUUGUGCAAAUGGUGUAAUUGCAUCAUAGACAGACGAAAUAAAUUAAAUGUACUGGAAAUGAUUUUUGUUGCAGAAGUGAUCAUGCUUCCUAACUUGAGCUAAUCAAUUAUCCUUUUGUUAUCCAUGUAAAAGUGUAAUAGAAAUACAUAUUUCCUUAAUAUUUUCUAUUCACAAGCGACCAAUAGGUCAUGGUAGUUGAUGUUUUCUUUUUCUUAAUUUUCUUCUGCAAUAUAUUUCAAAUAUCCUCUAAUAAUUUUUAGUAGA
This is a messenger RNA of Cicer arietinum (chickpea), 2424 nucleotides long. RefSeq names its product CDT1-like protein a, chloroplastic. Gene Ontology annotation, molecular function: DNA polymerase binding; DNA binding. The record is from RefSeq and is a predicted model, not a curated record. Gene Ontology annotation, biological process: DNA replication preinitiation complex assembly; DNA replication checkpoint signaling; regulation of DNA-templated DNA replication initiation. NCBI's taxonomy places the organism in Eukaryota, Viridiplantae, Streptophyta, Magnoliopsida, Fabales, Fabaceae. Gene Ontology annotation, cellular component: nucleus.